AUGGAUCGCUUGCAGGUGUCUGUUAACAAGUGUCUUCGAAGAAUAUUGAGAAUUUUCUGGCCCAAUCAAAUUAACAACGAAGAACUGUGGAGAAGAACAUCACAAAAUCGAAUAGAUAUCGAAAUUAAGAAAAGAAAGUGGGGCUGGAUUGGGCACAUUUUGCGCAGACCCCACAGAGAUAUCUCUAGACAGGCACUUGAAUGGAAUCCACAGGGAAGACGUGCCAGGGGAAGACCAAGGAAUACCUGGAGAAGAACAGUAACCUCUGAAGCCCAAGAGGUCGGGAAAACAUGGGGAGAGAUCAAACAGACAGCUCAGAAUAGGAUCAGAUGGAAACAUCUCUUAGAAGAAGCCCUAUAUCCCACGAAGGGAUGA
This is a messenger RNA of Sitophilus oryzae (rice weevil), 375 nucleotides long. RefSeq lists its product as uncharacterized. The transcript has a single exon. Lineage: Eukaryota; Metazoa; Arthropoda; Insecta; Coleoptera; Curculionidae. The coding region runs from base 1 to 375 and encodes 124 amino acids. The record is from RefSeq and is a predicted model, not a curated record.